Rubroshorea leprosula is the source of this 261-nucleotide messenger RNA. NCBI's taxonomy places the organism in Eukaryota, Viridiplantae, Streptophyta, Magnoliopsida, Malvales, Dipterocarpaceae. The record is from the annotation of a GenBank genome assembly.
GGGAGACAUUCAUGGUGCUGUUGGUGGCAUACUCUGCAUGGAUGUAUCCCUUUGAAGUAGCAUUUAUGAGUUCCUCUCCCCACAGGAAAAUCUGGAUUGUAGACACCGUCGUCGACCUGUUUUUCGGCAUCGACAUUGUCUUAACAUUCUUCGUUGCUUACAUUGAUUCAAGAACUCAGCUCCUAGUUCGUGAUUCAAGAAAAAUUGCAGUAAGGUAAUUCAUCCAUUGUUGAUGAUGAUCAUUAAAUUUUUUUUUUUUUU